UCUGGACCACCUCCUGCCCUUCUCCCACCUGUGAGGUGCCCCUUGCUGGCCCAACCCAACAGCAGUGGCCUUGAGGAGGGUUCCCAGGCUGGCCCACAUCCUGGGCAGGACCCGAUGCCACCCUGCUGCCGGCUGCCCCGCACCAGGGAUAGAGAGGGCAAGAUAGGAAAAUUGUGCCCAGAUGAAAGCAUUGCUAAAACUCCUCUGACUGGAUACUGGAUGGAGACAGCUCUCUCUGCCCUAACAUCUCUCAGUGAUUCCCAUGUUCCCGGCUUUUCUUAGGCAUCAGGAAUGUCUUCUGAGCCCACUUCAUCCGCCUCGCAGCAGACCCCCACCUCUCCAUCCUCACCCAGUUCUCUCCAUUUGCCUGAAAACCGCAGGGCGAGGGAUCGCUCCCCCUCGCCCAUGAGAGGGUACCUCAUCCCCAGCCCGCUGCCCACUCGACGGACCAGGACAUUCUCAGCAACCGUGAGAGCAUCGGAGGGUCCCAUCUACAAAGGUGUCUGUAAAUGCUUCUGUCGCUCCAAAGGCCAUGGCUUCAUUACCCCUGCGGACGGAGGGCCUGACAUCUUCGUACACAUCUCUGAUAUCGAAGGCGAAUACGUUCCUGUGGCAGGUGAUGAGGUCACCUACAAGAUGUGCACCAUCCCUCCGAAGAACGAGAAGCUGCAGGCGGUGGAGGUGGUGAUCACCCAUCUGGCUCCUGGAACCAAGCACGAGACCUGGUCCGGGCACGUCGUCAGCUCCUGAGCCUCCCAGAGGGAGCGCGGCUGCCGCCGGCGUGGUCGCUGCUUAACACCUGGCUGCGGGGGACCUGUCCUAAGAAUAUUCUACGUAUUGUGCAGGAGGAAAUACUGCAUUGUCAAUAAAGCAGAAGCAGGCCAAAAUUACCGUUUUAACAGCUGGCCUGGGGGAAAAAAAAAAAAAAGCAAUUCAAAUGCUAAUGAAAAAAAACCCUAGCGUAAUGUGUUUACAAAAAAUGUAUUUUAAAGAGACCUAGUUUGUGUGCUCGGUGGAGGAGGGGAGGUUUGGUUUUUCUUUUAUCUUGUGAACUGAUUCCAGGGGAAUCGGGGAGAGGUGUGCAGGAGAGCUCUUCUAGCACAGGUGCUCAUAGCAGAGGCACAACUCCAAGGCCCUGGCGGUGUGUGAACACUUGAGUUGCUCUUCUGGAGGGGUUGGAGUACGCUUUCUGCCGAUAAUGCCUUGGCUUGAGAGAGAGAAAGAAUGUUCGUUGCUGCUGUUUGUUUUCCUCGCGGAAGGAAGCUCACAAACAGAGCAGGGUGUAAAAUCUCCAUCUGGUGGUUACGCUCUGAUGGCCACAGCUGGGUGCCCUUCAGGUAGACCCUUUGCAAACAGCAUGUCUGCCUAGGUGUGGGAUAUUGUGGUUUUAAAGCCUGGAUUGUUUGUGAAUUUACUUAGGUGCCUUGAGGGUUGAUUAGCAACAGAUUUUAUAGGCCAGUAUUAAAAUUAAAAAAAAAGGCAAAAAG
Athene cunicularia (burrowing owl) is the source of this 1487-nucleotide messenger RNA. It is a transcript of the gene CARHSP1, whose product is annotated as calcium regulated heat stable protein 1. NCBI's taxonomy places the organism in Eukaryota, Metazoa, Chordata, Aves, Strigiformes, Strigidae. Gene Ontology annotation, cellular component: cytoplasm. Gene Ontology annotation, molecular function: mRNA 3'-UTR binding. The record is from RefSeq and is a predicted model, not a curated record. The coding region runs from base 292 to 750 and encodes 152 amino acids. Gene Ontology annotation, biological process: regulation of mRNA stability. The transcript has 5 exons.